AUGCAGAGAAGCACAGGACGGGCGGCAUGCGCAUCGUGCAAGCACCAACGCAAGAAGUGCACGAGAAAGUGCAUGCUGGCGCCCUUUUUCCCCGCAGAGAAGGCGCGUGAGUUCGGGGCAGUGCAGAAGGUGUUCGGGGUGAGCAACGCGAGCAAGAUGAUAAGGAGGGUGAAAGAGGAGGAGAGGAAGGUGGCGGUGGAGUCGCUCGUGUGGGAGGCCUUGUGCCGCCACAAAGAUCCGGUGUUGGGGCCCUAUGGCGACUACCGACGUGUGUGUGAGGAGCUCAGCUUGUACAAGACCCUCUGUAUGUGUGUCUAUCCCCCACCACAACCUCUACCUCUAAUCAAUAAUCAUAAUCAUAGUCAUAAUAAUGAUGUUAUUAUCAACACUGGUGAUGCGGAUGGCAAUAGGUUUCAUGGAACUGAUGACACAAUUAACAAUAAUAGUGUUGUCGUGGAUUAUUGCCCAUAUCGAUAUUCUGAAGGAGAUAAUGCUUAA
Striga hermonthica is the source of this 498-nucleotide messenger RNA. The record is from the annotation of a GenBank genome assembly. NCBI's taxonomy places the organism in Eukaryota, Viridiplantae, Streptophyta, Magnoliopsida, Lamiales, Orobanchaceae.